Chaetomium fimeti is the source of this 1719-nucleotide messenger RNA. RefSeq lists its product as uncharacterized. Lineage: Eukaryota; Fungi; Ascomycota; Sordariomycetes; Sordariales; Chaetomiaceae. The transcript has 2 exons. The coding region runs from base 292 to 1401 and encodes 369 amino acids. The record is from RefSeq and is a predicted model, not a curated record.
UUCCCCGGUUCAUUGGCAUUCCAGUUUCCGGGUCGGGAUGUGGGGAGGUCGGGGAGAUGCGUGAAGCACUCAAGAUGGGAAUUCUCGGAAUCAGCGACAUGGUUGCACAUUUCUUGUUGCUCCCCUCUCCCUUUCCCUUUGUUCGGCCCGUUCCCGUUCAUCGUUUUGUUUGUUUUUCUCCGCCGGCUCCGCUAUCUCGGUUUCAUGUUGACUUGAGUCUCAACUGCCUGCUUCGGCCACCACCGGAACGGCGGUGGGCAACCCGCCCACAGUUAAUUUCGCCUUGCCACGAUGGAGUCGUCACCGGGUCCCCCGCCGGGGCCGCCUCCGAUGUUCCCCAUCAGUGAGCGCAUCGCACUCCUUUCCCGGGUCCACAUCGGUACUACCAUACCUCUGCUUGUCUUGUGUCUCGUUCCCUUUAUCUACCGGAUGUACAUCAGAAUCUGGCCGGUAUGGAGGUUCGGGGUAGACGACGGCUUCAUCGUCGCUGGCCUGUUAUGCGCCAUCACCGACUGGGCCUUGCUCGUAGAGGAGCUUUAUUUUGAGACACAGCUGAUCUCCUUCGAAGAAACUCUCUUUGCAGUCAAGUUAGCCUACUUCGCCAUACCGGUGUGGGCUAUUGCCAUGACACUGAUCAAGACAUCAAUUAUCCUUACGCUCCUUCGGCUCCCACUGAAACAGUCAUACAAGGUCAUGUUGUAUAUCUUACUGGCCGUCCAGCUCGGCUUCGGCAUCGCCAAUACCAUCUACAACUUCGUCAAAUGUCAACCCUACCAUGCCGCCUGGGACAUGAGUGUCAUUGACAGACGAUGCCCCAGUGGCGAGACCGACAUCGCCGUCUCCAACUUCACCUCGGCUUUAAACAUCGCAACCGACUUGGUUUUGUCCGUCACGCCCAUGUUCAUGUUCUGGAAUCUGCACCGCCCGUUACGCGAGCGCAUCCUGAUCUGCAGCCUGACAAGCAUCGGCUUGUUCGCCACCUUCGCCUCCGUCAUGAAAGUGGUCGUCAUUGCGGAAUGGAACACGGCGGGGGACUCCUGGUCCACGGCCAUUGCGAUCGCGACAUGGACCAUCACCGAGCAGUUCGUCUCCAUUUUAGCCGCCUGCAGCCCCUCGCUCAAGAAGCCCAUCGAGACCUUGCUGAACAAGUUCGGCAUCCCCCUGGUCGAGCACGAUCCCAACAUUUCCUUCAUGCAUGUCCCCCCCGACAUGCGAGGAUCGGAAGCGGCGAGGCGGCGGGCGAGGGGGUUUCUGGGCGAUGAGGAGGCGCAACCGAGCCCUGUCCUGUCGCACACGGCGACUGAGGCAAGCCGGAACAGGGAUAGUGAGAAUUGGGGGAAGAAGUCGCUGUGCAGUUCGGCAACGGCUUCUACUUCACGUACCGCUCUUCGGGGGACUUGAUGCAUCAUCGAUCAUCGGCAGACACAGGCCUUUGGAUCUCAGACCAUUGUCUGGUUCGCGGAAUGACGGGUGAGGACCCGGGCUCGAAGUCCCUCCUGCGACAUGCCCGGAGGAACGUCAGUCAUCCCCCGCCCGCGUUGGAUCACCCAACUGGAGGCGACAAAUCAUCACAUCCUCGGAUGCGUUCCAAGUCUCCUGCCAAGUGGAAACAGGUAAGAUUCCGAUACGUGACUCUGCUUGAGAACUGCGGCCGACAACCCGUUCAUUACCCAGCUCCCCAACGUCGAGAUUGUUUUCCCCAGGACCUCACGGCCACCC